GAUAUAAACCAACGUUUAGUCAACCAACGUCCAGUAUGCCGGUGCGUGUUACGCCGUCGACGUUUCACCAUUCUUAUCUUAUUUUUAAAAUAAAUUUCAACAACAAUAAUAGUCACAAUCAUCAUCACCAUCAUCAUCAUCACAAAUGAAUCAUCUACUUAAUUCAAAUUAAUAAAAAGUUAAUCGAUUUUCGCAAAAAAAAAAUACAGUUAAAAAUAAUUUUUAAAACUCCAAACUUGAAAUUAAACAAAAAAUAUUUUUUUAAACAUUUAAAAUAAUUAAAAAAAAGCCGCGAUUACGAUUGCCCGUGAAUUCAAAUUAAAUUCAAUUUAAAACCCCGGGUUCUUUUUCCGUGACAUUUAAAUUUGAAAAAAAAAAAAUGAGUUAUGAAGAAAGUUUAAUAAGAAUGUCAAGAAAUUAUUUAUAAGUACAAGACUAACAAUAAAUAUAAAAUGAAUAUGACAGCGAUGAGAAGUGUUACGACGUUGGGUUCGUUGAUGACCACCGAUGACAGUGAUAGAAUGACAAUGACCAUGUCCAGCACCACGUUGGUGGACUUGCUGGGAGGAAUUGACGUUAAAAUAUCGAUGGACAGAAGUAAAACGAAUAUAUUUGACAGCGAUCUUGAUGUCUCCCCGGUUACACUGUCGUCUGAUUGGUCUAGAGUGGCUCGACUUUUACUACUUGCAUCGCUCGCUGUCGUCGGCAGCGUUGGAAAUGUUUUUAUGAUAUCUGCUAUCAUGGUCGAGGAUCAUUUGAAAAAACGAGGUAAUGCAUUCUUGGUCAAUGUCGCGCUCGCUGAUUUACUAGUAACUGGACUAGUUAUACCAGCAUCAGCAAUUGUGAUUCUUGCUGGUCACGAAGAGUCACUCAGUAUAUGUCGAUUUGAAUGGACACUCGAGGCUUUGUGUUUUCUCGUAACUGUUUUAACAUUAGCGACAAUUGCCGGUGAAAAUUAUGCGCGUCUCUGUUUACCUGCUGAAAAAUAUGAAGCAUUGACACCAAGUCGUGUAACGGCGACGAUAUUUGUGAUAUGGGUGAUAUCAGGAAUAGUAGUAGGACUGCAGUCAUCGCUAGACUUGGGUCCCGAUUUUUGUGGUCGUAAAUUUAAUCCGGUGACAAUACCGCAGAUAAUAGGGGCAUUUUUUCUAGUACUAUUACCGGCACUGCUGACACCAAUUAUUUAUCUGCGAUUGAUAUUACGCGUGCGUCGUGCAGUCCGAGGUUCAUUCAAGCCACCGGCAUCCUUCUCAUGGGAUUAUGAGUUAAUGAAGACCAAUAUAUACAGCUUUACCCUUUUCACAAUAUUCUGGCUGCCCUUUGGCUCGGCAAUAUUAACGACUGCCCGUCGACCCGUAAGUGCCAGGAUCUUUUACAAUCUCGCUUGGUUUGCUUUAUCCAAGUCUUGCAUUAAUAGUCUUGUUUACUGCGUAUUCGAUCGGCAUUUUCGUAAUGCUUAUGUUAAAUUAUUCCACUAUUGUUGCUGUAAGACAACGGUCAGCUUCUCACGCAGACCUAGGGGUGAUGGGUCAAGAUCUUCGGGGGAUGUUAGACUACGGGUCCACAUUAUUCAUUCGUACGCAAGUCCCGCUUCUUGUCGGCCAAAUGUCGCGAGACCUAAUGGCAGAGACGUUUAUGAACUUUAAAUAAAUUUUUUUUUUUAUACUUUAAAUUUAUAUUUUAUUUUAUUAAGUUUUUUUAAAAUUUAUUUACGCUUUAAUUCCGUCCAUAAUUUUAUUUAUUUUACAACUUUUAUUUAAACUCGAGUUUUAAUGACCGCGUUUUAAUACCAUCGGAUUAAAGAUUAAAUUGAAUGAAAAUAUUUAAUGGCGAAAUAAAAAUUUAAGAGGCUUUGUUCACCGACGGGAAUAAAGCAUGUUAUGUGGGAAAAGGCAAUAAAGUCUCUCUGAUUAUUGACGUUUUUUUUUGUUGAGGUGACCAUGCGUGCGGUGGAAACGAUCGAAAAGUUUUUAUUACGGAUUCCAUUCUGUUUUUAUCUUUUUUAGUCAGGGCUGAAGGCGUUCCAAUAAUUGACAAUACAAAGUAAUUCCACUAAUUAUAAAUAAUAUUUUUAUUUAAUUUCAGUUCAUUUAUAAUCACUAGGCGCCGCAUAAAGUAAUCAAUUUUUUUUUUUUUAAUUUACACUCAAUUUUAAAUAAUUGUCUUUUUUGCAAUUCACGCAUUUGAAUGGUAGUAAA
Microplitis demolitor is the source of this 2198-nucleotide messenger RNA. Its product is annotated as melatonin receptor type 1A. Gene Ontology annotation, cellular component: membrane. Gene Ontology annotation, molecular function: G protein-coupled receptor activity. The transcript is spliced from 4 exons. Lineage: Eukaryota; Metazoa; Arthropoda; Insecta; Hymenoptera; Braconidae. The record is from RefSeq and is a predicted model, not a curated record. The coding region runs from base 453 to 1646 and encodes 397 amino acids. Gene Ontology annotation, biological process: G protein-coupled receptor signaling pathway.